AUGACAUCCAAGAAAGAUAUGCGGAGGGUAGACCUCGCCAUCCCCUACGUCGACCCCCCGAAAGACAAGAAUGAUGCGGAUAUGACUGGUGCCAUGUCGAGCACAAUGCCAAUGGCAGCGAUGUUCACCCGAAACAGAAUGAUUGGAUGGGUCGCCUUCGUCUUCUCGCUUCAGUCCUGGCUGGGUGAGACUGUAGAACAGAAAAAGACCGCGACUACUCCAGCAUACAUGUCUGUUUUGAUGUCCUUGAUGGCAUUGGCCGUUACCUACCUUCCUAUCUUCCUUCCUCCCCAGCCGACACCAGGUGGUUCCGUCGCGACGCCUUCGCCUACUUCGUCCCCUUGA
Molecule: messenger RNA, 345 nt
Organism: Aspergillus calidoustus
Lineage: Eukaryota; Fungi; Ascomycota; Eurotiomycetes; Eurotiales; Aspergillaceae
Source: the annotation of a GenBank genome assembly